CCGUCUCGAGAAAAGAUGGUCAAGCUUGUUUGUGCGAUCGUUGGUGUGGCUGGAAGCGCUUUCCCUGUGGACAUCGACGCGAGCCAGCUGGUGGGAGACUUGAAGGAGGUGAUUAAGGCGAAGAAGCCGAAUGACUUCAAAGAUGUUGAUGCAGACAAGCUGCAUCUCUUCCUGGCGAAGCAGCCCGUCGAAGAUGAGAGCGGCAAAGAGGUCGUCCCUGUUUACCGCCCUUCUGCGGAGGAGAUGAAGGAGGAAAGUUUUAAAUGGCUCCCAGACGAACAUCGGGCUGCUCUGAAGCUGGUGGAAGGAGAAUCUGAUGACUACAUCCAUGCGCUGACGGCCGGAGAACCGAUUCUAGGCUCAAAGACCUUAACAACGUGGUUUUACACGAAGAACAACAUGGAGCUUCCAUCCAGUGAGCAAAUUCACGUGCUGGUGGUGGUUCCAGAUGGGGCUGGUGGUUCAGCGAGUGACACUUCCAGGAUGGAUCGUCUAUUCGAUAAGGUCGACAAAGUGUAUGAGCACACUGUGCUGUCCAAGCGUACGCGAUAUGUCCACUCAGAAAUGAACUCAGCCAAGGGAAACAUCCUUUUGAACGAUUUGAAAAUUCGGAUUUCGCCUGUGGACACAGUUAAAUUCGCCGGUGGAGUUCCAACUCCAGCAAAGGAAUUCAAGUGGAAAAGUGACCGUACCGAGGAGCAGCAAAAGGAACCUUAUCGUGAGUACGUGGUAGCCAACAUUGGCGAUGUCUUGACGAAUAACAAGCUUUGCGUGGUUGGUGUGGAAAAAGGCGUAAACAUCCUCACCGUUGAAGUCCCUGGUCGCGAUAUUGUUCUUGCUGGUCGCACGGAUAUGAUUGUGCUGAGUGAUAUAGCCCAGAAGUUUCCACAUUACUUGCCUCAUUUGCCUGGAGUGAGGAUGUUGAUCGAAGUGAAAAAGGUGGUGACAACAGCGUCCGAGUUCCAGGCUUUGUCGGAAUUGAUUGCAUUGGAUAUCAUCGCUACGGAAUCAGUGAUGGCACUGCUCACGAACUUGACAAACCAUUGGCAAUUCUUUUGGGUCUCCAGGAAGAGCGACGACCGUGUCAUCAUAGAGACUACAACCUUAAUCGCGCCAGGUGAAGCAUUUGCGGUAAUUAGGACUCUGCUUGACCAGUCACCGAGUGCAGGUGCCGAGGUCAGCCUUCCGUGCUUUGAAAAACCUGUGAAGCGUCAGAAGCUAUCCCAGUUGCUGCCGUCCAUCAGCGAGGCUAGUGGGAGUAGUGGGAUCCGUGAGAGCAUCGAACGAUAUUAUGACAUCGCCAGUAUGUUAGGUCCCGACUUGGAGAUGGCGCGUGCUGUGGCUAGCCAGGUUGCUCGAUCUAUUCCUACUUUGAGUUAUUUCAGCUGAUUCUUGCUGCGGCAUUCUGCAUUAAUAAAAUUAUUUUUAUUUCUGACAAAUAAAA
Messenger RNA from Phytophthora infestans T30-4, 1444 nucleotides. Its product is annotated as Crinkler (CRN) family protein. The transcript has a single exon. Bases 16 to 1389 code for a protein of 457 amino acids. The record is from RefSeq and is a predicted model, not a curated record. NCBI's taxonomy places the organism in Eukaryota, Oomycota, Peronosporomycetes, Peronosporales, Peronosporaceae.